This is a messenger RNA of Agelaius phoeniceus (red-winged blackbird), 2778 nucleotides long. Its product is annotated as protein NDNF-like. Gene Ontology annotation, molecular function: protein binding; heparin binding. NCBI's taxonomy places the organism in Eukaryota, Metazoa, Chordata, Aves, Passeriformes, Icteridae. The record is from RefSeq and is a predicted model, not a curated record.
GCAAGCAUUUCAGUUGCUAUGUCUGUUCAGGAGCCAUAUGGAAAAAUCAGUUCUGUCCUGUUAAACUGGUUGCACAGUUUUGGUUUUCAUCUGCCUACAGAGAUCUGAAAAGUCUGUGUUCUUUUCUGCUUUUUUGGCAAAGAAAGCGAGUGGUCUGAGGAACAUCUAGCCACGAACAAAAUAGUACUGAAGAUGUCCUGGCUCUGGCUUUAUCUUCCCCUCCAUCUUCUCAUGGCAACUUGUUUGUGCCAUUCUAUAAAAGCACCCACCACCAGCUCCCAACAGAGCUUCAAGAGCAACCUCUUCAAUUUCUACCACUCCCUGUUACUUGCAGAUGGUAAGGAAACUACAAUCCACCUGCUGAAGGAUAUACCCAAAAGGUACUACUUUGUUUUGGAAGAGGGCAGGGCCCUUGCCCCUUUCUCGAUAACAGUGACUCCCUGUGAUGUUCCCAUUGAGUGGAGCAUACUUGUGUACAAGCCUCCACCAGGAAAAGCAGCACCAGGUGACCAUGAUACACAAGAGGUCUCCAAAUCUCACAAGGCUUCAAGCAUGGUGUCCACUCUCUUCAACUACAAGGGAAAUUCUGUAGAGACCUACAUGGGAAUGUCUUCCCAUUCUGCCCUGUACCUGCUGGAGUUCCUGUCCACGGAGAGGGACACACACAUCACCGUGUACCUGACAACUGACACCACGUCUGGGCACCUGUACCCAGAGCUCCCGGGGGAUCCACGCAUCGAUGUCAUUGGCAUCGGCCCCACAACGGUGACCCUGGCCUGGAAACACAGCCCUUCUGUCCUGCAGCACAGCGAGGGCAUCCAGUACUGCCUCCUGGUUAAUGAAAAGCACAACUACAAGAGCUUGUGUGCUGCUGAGACAGCCAUCAGAUCCUCUGGAAUGAAGCUGCCACCCACGGUAGCUCUGUCCCUCUCUCCAUACCUUCUGGAGCCACAGCAGGUGAUGAUACUGUCCAACAGUGAACUGAGCAUCAUCAACAAAGUGAGCAGUGGGGAAGUCAGGCAGGUGUGCAUGGGCACCAAGAACACCUACACAGUGCCCAACCUCAGCCCCAGCACUCAGUAUUACUUUGAUGUUUUUAUUGUCAACCUCCUCACAAACGCCAGCGCCGCGUACACCGGGACAUUCGCCCGGACCCUGGAAGAACCUGAGCCCAAGGUGACAGAGCUGAAAGAUGGCAAAGUGAUUCAUGUGGUCCUGGAUGGGAAAAAGCAGAAAUUCUAUAGUCUGCAGUACCAGGCAAGGCACAAGAAAAUCCACUUCACCUUUCAGUUGUGUCGGGGCCAAAUACGGGUUCACAUAACAAGGAACGGCAAAACAGUGGCAUCAGAAAACCUCUCUGGGCUGAGGUAUUUCUCCCUGAAGGGAAAGCUGCUGGACACCUAUUCAGUGCAGCUGAGGUCCACAGAGGAAUCUAACUCUUCUGUGAAGGUACUGGCAUCCCCCCAUUUCCACAAGCCCUUAUUCCCACUUCUUCCAGAGAGCUUAAAAAUCAAAUCCUUCAGUAAACUGAGAACAUGCAGGUCUGUGACCAUUGCCUGGCUGGGAACACAAGAGGAGAGCAAGUACUGUGUGUACAGGAAAAGGAUUGAGGAGGAUCAGAUCUGGAGGGAGCUGCAGAGUGCAGACAGGUGCUCUGGGCCUGAAUCUCGGCACAAAUCAGAGAAAGUGCUGUGCAAGUACUUCUAUGACCUCAACCUCCAGCGAGCCGUCACCACAGAGACCAUCAAAGGGCUGGAGGCAGGGACACUCUACUUGUUUGAUGUUUAUCUCUUUGGGCCGUCUGGCAUCCCUGUCAGAUAUCACAGCAAAGUUGUGAAGACCAGGAAAAAAUGUUGAAGGUUUUGAAUGAAAGCCCGAAGUGAGUGAAUGCAGGUAGUAUGGAAAUCUACUCCAACCCAAGUCAGAGCCCCUGCAGUUUGAACUAUGCUGACAAAAAAAAUUUCAAGCUAUAAGAUUCUACAGCAAAACACAUCUUAGGUGAUUAUACGUCUUCUCUCCUGUGUAAGGUCGGGUGCAUUUUUUCUUUCCUUGUCUCAUUCAAACAUUAAAAACAGAGUUGUGAAACACUCAUACAUAUGGAAAUAAAAUAGCCCAAGAGUACUCAUGAGAAAUAGACUGGUUACCUAAAAUGCUUCUGAAAUCCAGCACAGAAGUGAUGGGGAAAUGCCUCACAUGAAGCACACACCAUUGCUCAAGUCCCAGAGAUUUUUCCACUAUCUGUAACUCAUGCAGCUAAUGAGGAACUGAGAGACCUCACAAAUCAGACUGCUCUUGAGAAAGAGAUUCCUCACUGCUUGAGCAAGAAAGGAAACAAAAAGAAAUUGAAAAAGCAGUGGAACUGAUGUAUAGCUCGAUGCAUUGAGUAAAGCAGGCUGAACUACAUCUUCCCCUAUUAACCUGCAUGCUUGCUUGGUUUCAUUCCUACAGAGAAACUGUGCUUGGUUAGAAACAGACAAAAUUGAGGCCAGGAACUGGCUCUGGAUCUGGCUUUUCUCAGGAGUGUACAAAUACACUGCUGUGUUACUGCCCACAGAGGAAAGCAGCAACUGAGGAAUCUUGCCAUGGAAAGAUUUGUCAACUAUAGCCUCUGAAAUCAAGCCCAUGUCAGUGACUGUGAUUCCUGACUGUAAUAUAUUCAUUCUUUGCAUCCUUAAGCCAGCCUAUAUCAAUGAAUGCAUUGCUUUGAGAAAAAUUAAAUGUGGUUUUCCUACUAAAUUUCAUGGAAGGAAAAUAUUUGUAAUAAAAAUUCUGACACAC